AAGGGGUCGCCACUAGAAUUUAAUUGCCCUCUUGGCGGGGCAGGUACAUUUACCAGGUGGACUUUUGUAGAAGUAGAGAAUUUGGUUUUUCUUUUUCCUUUUUCUGUUUUCUUUCUGAGUAUAGAAACUGUCCCUAAGAAAGGAAACCUUUCUGGCCAUGUUUAUUCCAGGAAUCUUUUGUCCCCUAAGUUUGACCUUAUUCCAUCCUUCACCCUGUACUCUAGCCUCAGUCACAUAUUCAAAUGGUCACUCACUUAAGUAAAAAAAUAAAAUCUGUGAAUGUGAAGCUUCAGGUCUUUUAGAGUGAGUGGUGAGAGAUGUUCCUUUUUUUGGAGAUUCUGUUUUCAGAAUCUCAAGUGCACUAUCACGGCUUGCACCAUAUCCUGAAGAGUUGUUGGCUAUGACUUUUUUUUUGGGGGGGGGUCAUUUUGUGGAAAGCAUUUUGGUUAAAAGGAAAACAUUGCUUUAGUCGUCUUGGAAUUUGGGGGGUAACUAGGGUUUACUGUGAGCAGCUGUCAAAGCUGUGUUUGGUUUAUCUGGCACCAGCAGACGUUUUUGAAUCAGCUGAGAGAAAUCACUGGGAUUAAUGAUGCCCAGAUACUCCAGCAAGCCUUACAGUAAUGGAAACUUGGAAUUAGCUGUGGCUUUCCUUACUGCAAAGAAUGCCAAGACCCCUCAGCAGGAGGAGACAACUUACUACCAAACAGCACUUCCUGGCAAUGAUAGAUACAUCAGUGUGGGAAGCCAAGCGGACACAAAUGUGAUUGAUCUCACUGGAGAUGAUAAAGAUGAUCUUCAGAGAGCAAUUGCCUUGAGUUUGGCGGAAUCAAACAGGGCAUUCAGGGAGACUGGAAUAACUGAUGAGGAGCAAGCCAUUAGCAGAGUUCUUGAAGCCAGCAUAGCAGAAAAUAAAGCAUGUUUAAAGAGAACACCUACAGAAGUUUGGAGGGAUUCUCGAAACCCUUACGAUAGAAAAAGGCAGGACAAAGCUCCUGUUGGACUGAAGAAUGUUGGCAAUACUUGCUGGUUUAGUGCUGUUAUUCAGUCAUUAUUCAAUCUUUUGGAGUUUAGAAGAUUAGUUCUGAAUUACAAGCCUCCGUCAAAUGCUCAAGAUUUACCCCGAAACCAAAAGGAGCAUCGGAAUUUGCCUUUUAUGCGUGAGCUAAGGUAUCUAUUUGCACUUCUUGUUGGUACUAAAAGGAAAUAUGUUGAUCCAUCAAGAGCCGUUGAAAUUCUUAAGGACGCUUUCAAAUCAAAUGACUCCCAGCAGCAAGAUGUGAGUGAGUUUACACACAAAUUAUUAGAUUGGUUAGAAGAUGCCUUCCAAAUGAAAGCUGAAGAAGAGACGGAUGAAGAGAAGCCAAAGAACCCCAUGGUAGAGUUGUUCUAUGGAAGAUUCCUUGCUGUGGGAGUACUUGAAGGUAAAAAAUUUGAAAAUACUGAAAUGUUUGGUCAGUACCCGCUUCAGGUCAAUGGAUUCAAAGAUCUACAUGAGUGCCUAGAAGCUGCUAUGAUUGAAGGAGAAAUUGAGUCCUUACAUUCAGAGAAUUCAGGAAAAUCAGGCCAAGAGCAUUGGUUCACCAAACUACCACCUGUGUUAACAUUUGAAUUGUCAAGAUUUGAAUUCAAUCAGGCAUUGGGAAGACCAGAAAAAAUUCACAACAAAUUAGAAUUUCCUCAAGUGUUAUAUCUGGACAGAUAUAUGCACAGAAACAGAGAAAUAACAAGAAUUAAGAGGGAAGAAAUCAAGAGACUAAAAGAUUACCUCACAGUAUUACAACAAAGACUAGAAAGAUAUUUAAGCUACGGUUCGGGUCCCAAACGAUUCCCCUUGGUAGAUGUUCUACAGUACGCGUUGGAAUUUGCUUCAAGUAAACCUGUUUGUACAUCUCCUGUUGAUGAUAUUGAUGCUAGUUCCCCACCUAGUGGUUCCACACCACAGACAUUACCAAGCGCAACAGAACAACAGGGAGCCCCUUCUUCAGAACUGCCAAGCACAUCCCCUGCCUCCAUAGCUGCCGUGUCAUCGAGAUCAGUAGUACAUAAACCAUUCACUCAGUCUCGGAUACCUCCAGAUUUGCCCAUGCAUCCAGCCCCAAGGCACAUAACAGAAGAAGAACUUUCUGUGCUAGAAAGCUGUUUACAUCGCUGGAGGACAGAAAUAGAAAAUGAUACCAGAGAUUUGCAGGAAAGCAUAUCCAGAAUCCAUCGAACAAUUGAACUAAUGUACUCUGACAAAUCUAUGAUCCAGGUUCCUUAUCGCUUACAUGCUGUUUUAGUUCACGAAGGCCAAGCUAAUGCCGGGCACUACUGGGCAUAUAUUUUUGAUCAUCGUGAAAACAGGUGGAUGAAGUACAAUGAUAUUGCAGUGACAAAGUCAUCAUGGGAAGAGCUAGUGAGGGACUCUUUUGGUGGUUAUAGAAAUGCCAGUGCAUACUGUUUAAUGUACAUAAAUGAUAAGGCACAAUUCUUAAUAAAAGAGGAGUUAAAUAAAGAAACUGGGCAGGCUCUUGUUGGAAUAGAAACAUUACCACCGGAUUUAAGAGAUUUUGUUGAGGAAGACAACCAGCGAUUUGAAAAAGAACUAGAAGAAUGGGAUGCGCAACUCGCCCAGAAGGCUUUGCAGGAAAAACUUCUAGCAUCUCAGAAAUUGAGGGAGUCAGAAUCUUCUGUAACAACAGCACAAGCAGGAGAACCAGAAUAUCUAGAGCAGCCAUCAAGAAGUGAUUUCUCAAAGCACUUGAAAGAAGAAACUAUUCGAAUAAUUACCAAGGCAUCACAUGAGCAUGAAGAUAAAAGUCCUGAAACAGUUUUGCAGUCGAAACCUGAAAAUACCACAAGCCAACCACCUUCUAACCAGCAAGUUGUAGAGGUGGCGAUUCCUCAUGUAGGGAAAUUCAUGAUUGAGUCAAAGGAGGGGGGUUAUGAUGACGAGAUCAUGAUGACACCGAACAUGCAAGGUAUUAUCAUGGCGAUAGGUAAAUCCAGGAAUGUAUAUGACAGGUGUGGCCCUGAAGCAGGGUUCUUUAAGGCAAUUAAGUUGGAGUAUUCAAGAUUGGUUAAAUUGGCCCAAGAAGAUACCCCACCAGAAACAGAUUAUCGUUUACAUCAUGUAGUGGUCUAUUUUAUCCAGAACCAAGCGCCAAAGAAAAUCAUUGAGAAAACAUUGCUAGAACAAUUUGGAGAUAGAAAUUUGAGUUUUGAUGAAAGGUGUCACAACAUAAUGAAAGUUGCUCAAGCCAAACUUGAAAUGAUCAAACCUGAAGAAGUAAACUUGGAGGAAUAUGAGGAGUGGCAUCAGGAUUAUAGGAAAUUCAGGGAAACAACCAUGUAUCUCAUAAUUGGGCUAGAAAAUUUUCAAAAAGAAAGUUAUAUAGAUUCCCUGUUGUUCCUUAUCUGUGCGUAUCAGAAUAACAAGGAACUCUUGUCCAAAGGUCCAAACCGAGGACAUGAUGAAGAAUUGAUAUCACAUUAUAGAAGAGAAUGUUUACUAAAAUUAAAUGAGCAAGCAGCAGAACUGUUUGAAUCUGGAGAGGAUCGAGAAGUAAACAAUGGUCUGAUUAUCAUGAACGAGUUUAUUGUCCCGUUUUUGCCCUUGUUAUUGGUGGAUGAAAUGGAAGAGAAGGAUAUACUUGCCGUGGAAGACAUGAGAAAUCGAUGGUGUUCCUAUCUCGGACAAGAAAUGGAAUCAAACCUCCAAGAGAAGCUGACAGAUUUUCUGCCAAAACUGCUUGAUUGUUCUACUGAGAUUAAAGGGUUCCAUGAGCCACCGAAGUUACCUUCGUAUUCCACCCAUGAACUGUGUGAGCGGUUUGCCCGAAUCAUGUUGUCCCUCAGUCGAACUCCUGCUGAUGGAAGAUAAACUGCACACACUUUCCCUGAACACACUGUAUAAACUUUUUUUAGUUCUUAACCCUUGCCUUCCUGUCACAGGGUUUGCUUGUUGCUGCUAUAGUUUUUAACAUUUUUUAUUUUAAUAACUGCAAAAGACAAAAUGACUAUACAGACUUUAGCCAGACCGCAAACAAUAAAGCUGAGAAUCGCAUGGCGCUCAGACUUUGUUUUAACCAGAACUGAUGUAUGAUUACAAACUGUUUGAUUUCAUUAUGGCAAAACCAUCCUUUUGCCACCUUUCUGUUACAGUAUUACUUUGCUUUUAUCUUUUCUUUAUCUACAGCUUUCCAUUCAGUCUGGAUCCUUCCACGACUAAAGCCAUUUAAGUGUUCACCACUGUGUACAAUACAUAAUACUUGGUAGCUUGUAAAUGAAAUUAAAGAAUAAAGUUUUAUUUAUGGCUACCUACGUGUUUGUAAGCAGGUAUAUUGUAUAUUAGUGUAUCAUUUUUAGUUAUAUAUAACUGAAUUUUGUCUGGGGAUUGUGUAAGAUUAGAUGAAUAGAUAAAUAGAUUAAUACAAACUUUUAAUUUUUCUCUGUUAGCACAUUGGAAAUUUACUAAGUAUUUGAACUUAAAUAUAUCUGUAUUUUUGACUAAGUUGUUAAACUUAGUAUGACACCUAAACCUGUUUUGAAUUCAAAUCAGGUUUUCACUGAAGUGAGCGGCUGAUAUUUAAGUCAACCACACUGAAACUUUUAACUUUUUCUUAGAUUAACCUUUUAUUUUUUUAUGUAUUUACAAAUAAUAUAGCAAGGUGAUUAUUUCAAGAGAUACCAGAAAAAAGUACUUGAAUAAGGGCUAUUUAAUAGUGAAACUUAUAAAAAAUCUGUAUAUGUAUAUACACACACAUACACACAAGUACACAUUCUUCAUAAUGGAGGACAAUGUUUUGCAUUAUAUAAUCAUUCUAUUUUUGUAAAUUGUAUACCACUUUAAUUGAAAAUGUUCUCUACUAAUCAAUGCUGUGAAGUUGAUAUUGUUGAACUAGAAAUUAUGAGUAUCUUACCUUUUAUUUUCCUCCUUUUCAAAAAGAAAAAGCUGUAGAACAUUUUGUAGAUGGAACUGCUGUUUAAGAUUAAUGAAGUAAUAUUGUGAAUGAAAAUCAAUGCUUUAAAGGUAAUCAUGUUACCAAUAACCUAUUUUUGAAUUUAUAAAAAUUUCUUUAUAAAUGAUACUUUGUUAGCAUAGUAAAAUAUAUCAUUAUACUAUGUGUAUGUUUGUUAUAGCGUCGCCAAAACUAGAACUCUAUAAGUGCCUCUCAUAAAACAUCCUCAACAGAGGAGGAAGAAGAAAAUAUUAAGCCAUUAUAUAAUGUUCCUUAUCAAGGUAUCAAUGACUACUGAGGUGUUAAUGACAAGGAAUUGGUACUGUUUCUGUUGUAAGGUUAGAUUUUGCACACUGAGGCUAUCAGAACGUAUUUUGGUUUAGAUUUAAAUUCUCUACUGAGCAGAAGUAGUAUUCUACAUUGGUUUUCAGGUCCUGUCCAGAGUUUUAGAACUCCAUAGGUACCAUCAAAGCAUUUGUAAAUAUCUUCAGUAUUUUAUGAUAUUCUGCCCUAAAGGUAAAAUUGGUUGUGUUUAUGUGUGUAAUUGACUACUGAGACACAAAGUGUCCAAACAGCGUAUGGAAAUUACUCCCUUCCCAAGGCACAUCCAGGGAAUCAUACGUGGCUCUUGUGCAAAAGGUAAGUAUUAUUAUUGUCUUUACUUUUCUACUUAAAAGCCAGUUUAUUCAUUCCUAUUAAUAAACCUGAACUACUUAUUUUAAAAAGUGACCUUUUUGAAGACCUGGGGAAACAACUUGUUUUUGCAUCAGUAAGUUUCAGUCUGGUCUAAACUAGAACCACGGCACUAGAUGAGACAGUCAGUAGCAUUUUAUGCACUUAAAUUGAUGCUGUUUGACUUCCAUUUACCUCUGAUCCCUUGUUUUCUGGAAGCUUUUCAGUAUUUCCUUCAGUUGCAAUUUCAAGGAAGUAACUAAAAAUUUGUUUUCUUAGUUUUAGAUUUAUUGAGACUAAGGUGGAUUUUCUCCUUCUAUACCUAAUUCCCCAGAGUUCAGCGUCUUUGUCUAUGAUUCAGAGACGUCGACUUCUGGCUCUGAAUCCUACUGCCAUCCCCAGAAAGUACAGUCACUCCGAUGCUUGUGGGCAGUGAGUAGGGAUAGCCUUGUGUAAUCAUUUUUUAAACAAUUCUUGUACAUCAUUAAGCAGAUCAAAUAUCAUUUGUUGUGCCCAUGAUAACUUCAUCCAGAGUAUGUAUAUUACUCUCAGGGCUGCGGUAGCAAAGCGCUACAAACUAGGCGGGUGGCUUAUGGAACAAAUUUAUUUUCUCACAGUCAUACCAGGUGAGGACCCCACCCUUACGACCUCAUUCAGUCUUUUUAAAAAGCCCUAUCUCCAAAUGCAGUUACACUGGGAGAGGAGUGGCUUCAACAUAAAAUUUUAGGGGUAGGUGACAAUUCAGUCCACAGUGUGUGAUGGCCUAGUUUAUGUACCUCCUUUCCAGACACAGAAGUAUGAUAGCCUCUUCCUUUAGCCUCAUGAUUACAAUGCACAUAUCUAAAAUUCUGCUGUUACAUCUGCUUUAUUGUUUUCUUUUACUUUCAUGGUGUUCUAAAAACUAUUUUAAAGUUACAGCAGACGAAAUUAGGAAUUGCUCACAGUGCAUUCAUCUAAUCAGUAUCAGUUCAGUGUGUUUUCAUUGAACAGAUCUUUACUGGAUGAAUGCAGUAGUCUGUGUCGCCCUGCCCUUAUUUAUGUGGGUUUUCUUCUUCGUUUUUUUUUUUCCAUCAGUUCCACUUGGUACCAUGGAUCUGUUUCUGUUUUGCUAGUGUUUUUAUUUUUACCUGCUCUACUUCCCUUUUCCAUCCCCCUUCCCACCCCCAGCCUGGAGGUAACUAUUGUUAACCAUUGUGGCCACGUAUUUUUCCAUGUUUGGGUAAUGUUAUGCAGUGUAUACACAAAAGUGCUGGGUUUUUGUUGGGGAGCAGAGGAGGAAAGGGUCAUCUAUUUUAUGCAUCCUUUCUUCUCCUCUCUCCUGUACUUUCUGGCCUUCAGUUCCUUCUUUUUCUAAUGAACUUUGAUAGAAGUGGCAGUGAUCAAAUAAUAAUAAAAACUAUGACACUAAUAAAAGUAAACGAGUCAUGAUUGAGGGAACUGUGUGCACAGUUGAAUACAGACAUGCAUACACAUUGGAAUUCCAAGUAUCCUUAUUCAUUCUACGCACAGGUUUUCUCAAUGGCUAGUUCAAACCACUGCUAUCCCCCACUUCCUAUUCGAUGCCAGCUCCAGUAAAGCAGGAUGAUUUUUCCUUUGCCUUACCAAGGAAAUGGGACCAUUGGGUAUGAUACCCUUCAACUUUAACAUCAUACCCAUACAUUUACAGUUAGUUAACCAAGAUGUACUAAGGGAUGGGUAUUAUUGAUAACCCACUGUUUAUGAGGAAAAUAUAAAAUCAAAUGUAGUAUAAAAUGAACUUACACAUUAAAAACGAAAAGUACAUCCAUUAUUUGGGAGACAUGGUUGCUCUUCAGUAAGAUUCAAAAAGCUUACUUUUUGCCUUAUACCGGCCCAAAGCCUAUAAAACAUCAGUUUGCCAUUUAGCAAAUGGUUCUCGCUUUUUCAGUAAUCUAGGGCUAGGCAGGUAUUUUUAACCCUGGUUGUGCAUCAAAAGCACAUGUGGAAUGUUCUUUAAAAAAGGGGUCUAGGGCCUAUCCAGCAUGCGGAUUCUUAAAAGACUUUUAAAGUGAGAACUAGUUUGAAACCAUUUGGUAGGUGUUUCUCCAACUUUAAUUUUUCUAGGAAUCAACUCUGCUCUUACCCUGAGAGACUGAUUAAGCCUGGCUAAAGCAGGAUGGAAAAAUUUGCUUUUUGCAUUCUUGUAUGUCACAUGAAAAGGCAAAGGAUUUACAUUUGCUGAUGGCCCCCUCAGCCGCAGAGCAUGUCCAUUUUAGUAUGUGCUGUAGCCAAAGGUAUGCGUAAAUGCUUUUCAGUUCCAACUUACUGAACUUCUCGCUCUUUCCUGAGUGGUUAAGAGUGCGGGCUCUAGAACCAGACUGCCCAGUGUGGAUCUUGGGUCGGCUGUUUAUUUGACCAGCUAUUAUUCUUGGACUUUUCUGUGCCUUGUUAUAGUUCUUCAUCUCUAAAAUGGGACAGUAAUAUAACAUACCUUACUAGGACUCUUUUAAAAGUUUAAAUGGGUUUCUAUAUAUAAAAUUCUUGGAAAAUGUCUGCCACAUAGUAAGUGUUCAAUUAAUGUUAGCCUUUUUUAUAAUUUGUCGCUAUUGUUUACUCCUGAUUUUCAGAAUCUGCCUUCCUGAGGCUUCUUUGGGCUACUCUGAUUCCUACCUGCAUUCCCUGUCGUUUCUUUUUUUUCCCUACUCCUUAAUAUGAUUGUUGUCAAGGUUCUGUACUUGACCCCCUUCUAACUCUUCACCUUUUCUGGAUGGUCGUGUCUACUAGUUUGUCUUCUUGUACUGCCUGGUGCUGAUGAUUCACAAGUCUCUGUCUCUAAUUUCUAACCAAACCAACCUCAUGCAUUUUAGACCCAUUUAUGUUUCCAAUUGUCUGGUCAACAUGCAGACUUGGAUAUUUCACAGGUACUUCAAACUUUGCACAUAAACUGAAUUCAUCACUUCUUCCCAAACCUAAUUCUUUUAUAUUCCCUUGGUGAAUGAUAUAAUAAUCCAGACAUGGGGAAUUAUUUGCAGUUCUUUUAUUUCCCAUUGAUUAACAAGUGUCAACAGGUCAAAAUUGUUAAUACCUUGCUCAUGCAUUUCUUCACUAGUACUGUUCAUGAGAUCUCUCAUCUCUUAAUUUGGACAAUUAGGUUUGUUCCUGAAUGGCCCUCUGUCAGUUCUUUGUUUUAGUUGAAAUACAGUUGGUACACUGGCCUCUUUGUCACUGAUCUUGCCCCUAAAGUCCAUCUUCUACACUGUUGGCAGAACGAUCUUUCAAAGAGGUUUUACAUGUUUGUCUUGCAUUGCUGGACAGAGCUCCUUUAGAGAGAAAUAGUAUUGUGGUUUGUAACCACAGCAUCUCUUAAAUUAUCUGGCAACUUAAUAGAGUACUGUAGUCUUACAGGUUCUCUGGCCUUCUAGCCAGCCAUCUUUGACCUACAUUGUUCCAUAUGAUAACCACUAGCCACAUGUGGCUAUUUAAAUUUAAACCAAAUAAAGUUAAAAUUACUUAGUCAUACUAACCACAUUCCAAAUGCUCAAUAGAUACAUGAAAUUACUGGCAACACAUUGGAUAACAUGUUUUAGAACAUUUCCAUUACCACAGAAAGUUCUAUUGAACAGAGCUGCCAAAGACCCUUGCUGAUAUGGACAUUUUCCUUUAUUGACAGCAUGAGAAUAUUCAGGCACCUUUAAAGCGCUAACCUGAGCAAACCAGUCUUUAGCAUUUAUGUCUUUUAUCUUGAUCCUGCCAUUAAUCACUUUUCUGCAUUUGCUCUUUAGCUAGCACCUCAGCGCAUGUCGGGAGAGCCCACAGUAGGUGUUUCAACAAAGGAGAUGUGGUGGAGGCAUAGAGGACAAUCCAUAGAUCCUAACUGCAGGAGGUAGCCACUAUUCCUAGGGGUGAGGAAAUAAGGUGGGGGGGGAGUUGGGGUUGACAGAACCUUGGAUCUCCUAAACAGGAGUCCGUGUGGACUUAGUGCACAAAGCUCUGAGACAGUUCACCACCCACCUGCUCUUGCUACUUCUGAGGGAUGCAGUGAAGAUAGUUCCAGACCUUCGGAAAGUAGUUGAAGACUGGAAUCAAGUGACAUUAUUAGGUCCACACUGGUAGGCUGGGCAAGCAAAGAUGAAGAAGUAAAUCUUGUUUUCCUCUUCCUACCUUCCAUCUUCUCUCUAGUACUUACUGGCAGAAUCUAAAUGGAAUGCAGCAGUCAAGGGGGGGGUCAGGAAAAUGCAGUUUAUGGAGUCCCAGCCCCAGCAUCACAGAGCAAAGGAUAGAAAGGUGGAACUGGAGCUGAGAGAUAAUAGGUAAAGAACACAUUAGUUUCCUUUUAAAAAUUCCUUUUUGCCCAAAGAUGUUAAUCCCUAAAAUGCUAAAUAUUCAGGAAUAUAUUUGUAGACUAUCUCUGGGACCUCAAGAGUAAAUGUACUGGUUCUAAUUGAAAUCAUGUUGCUCUUUUCUAUCAAAUGAAACCUUUUAAUGAUCCAUUUGUGUUUUAUUUUUAAAAUCAGUAUCAGAAGGAAUUCACUCCCAACCAUUCAUUCACAUAUAUAUUUUUUCUUUUUUUUUCCUUUUUUUUUUUUUUUUGCUUGCAUGUCACAUACCACACAAUCUACCAGGUGUACAUAUGUAAGACAAACUUAGCAAGACAAAAGUAAUAAUCCACCCAAAUCCAUCUACCUGAAAUUAGAGACUAUUCACAUUUUUAUGUUGAUCGUUCUGCACAUCUAUGUAUGUGCACAUGUACACAUACACAUAACUAUAAUUCAAUGAUUUUCAUUAAAAAUAUAAUAAAUCAGACAUUUUCAAGAAAAGGUGUAUAGAUCUCUCACUGCUCUACUGCAUUUGAUUAUAAGGAAAAUGAACUAUAGCUUAUUCAUGGACAUACAAUAUAGGCUGCUACUUAUGUCUAUGUGCCUACUAAUAUUGUUUUCAUGCCUUUUGUCAUUCCAGUAAAUUUCUAGUAUAACUUCUGAGUUACUGAGUAUCCACGUUUAAAAUUUUGAGCUAAAUUGUCAAACGGACCUUCACCAAAACUAUCUGAUUAUACUGCCACCACGAGAGCAUGGGAGUCUGUUUCCACAGGUUCACCAUAGAAUAUUACCAGUUUUUGAUAGUUUUCAGUAACAAGAUUUUUGUAUUAUUUUUUUAUUUUUAGUGAGAGUGAACAUACUUUAAUAUGUUAAUAGCUGUUUGUAUUUAUUGUGUGUAGUUAACUGCUUUACUUUGCACUUUUAUGGGGGUCGUUCAUGUCUGAAUUUAUAGUAGCUUAUAUUAGAAAUCAUUAAUUCUUAUGCACAUUGCAAAAAUUUUUCUUCUGUCAUUUAUUUUAAGCUUGCUUAUAAUAUUAUUGUUUUAUGACUUUUUAUUUUUAUGUAAUCAAAUCUGUUGACCUGCUUUAUAGUUUCUGCCUUUGAUAUUCUGUCUACAAAGAAUUUUCCCAGGCCAAGAUUAUAAAAAUACUCAUCCAUGUUUUCUUCUGAUAUUUUUAUGAUUUUAUUUUUUAUGUCAGUUCCUAAUGAAGUUGGAAAUUAUAUUAAUUUAAGGAGUGAGGGAAAGAUUCAUAAACUUCUGCCAAGAUUAUCUAGUUGUCUAAUACCAUUUAUAAAACAAUUCCUCUUUUCCCUUACUGAUCUAAAAUGUAAUCUCCACUAGAUGAUAAUAAAUUUUUAUAUUUGAUAUUUAUAAACACUCAGUUCCAUUUAUGUUUUUGUCUAUUCAACUGUCAUUACUAAUUUAAUCACUAUUGUUUUAACAUUGAUUUAAAUAUUUGUUUUAUAAUAAACAAUUUCCUAUCUAGUA
Molecule: messenger RNA, 11375 nt
Organism: Ailuropoda melanoleuca (giant panda)
Lineage: Eukaryota; Metazoa; Chordata; Mammalia; Carnivora; Ursidae
Gene: USP25
Product: ubiquitin specific peptidase 25
Exons: 26
Coding region: 587-3862 (1091 amino acids)
Biological process (GO): protein deubiquitination
Cellular component (GO): nucleus; cytosol
Molecular function (GO): SUMO binding; cysteine-type deubiquitinase activity
Source: RefSeq, a predicted model, not a curated record